Salvia miltiorrhiza (redroot sage) is the source of this 5230-nucleotide messenger RNA. Its product is annotated as protein ESSENTIAL FOR POTEXVIRUS ACCUMULATION 1-like. Lineage: Eukaryota; Viridiplantae; Streptophyta; Magnoliopsida; Lamiales; Lamiaceae. Gene Ontology annotation, molecular function: protein binding. The transcript is spliced from 12 exons. Bases 307 to 4998 code for a protein of 1563 amino acids. The record is from RefSeq and is a predicted model, not a curated record.
GAUUUGGCUGUUCUGACCACCCAAACCCUCACCCUCUCUGUUUUUCCUCUUCCUUCACAUUUUCUCUCUCUGCAUUUUCCAAUUGCUCUCACAAACCCUAAUUCUCGCUCUACCUAUACAUAACUCAUAUGUAUACAUCCCUCAAUUUGCCUCUGGAAUCUGUUUCACUCUGAUAGUUCUGUAUCGCCAGUCGCCGAUUCACUUCUCUCUCAAUCUUGCUCUCACUAUUUGUGUGUUUUGUGUGUGAUUCUCCGUUCGAGGUCUUUGAUUGUUACCUGAAAUUCUCUGAAAUAUCAUUUUGUUGUGAUGUCGGAAAGUAAGCUAGAUCUUCCGGAGGAUCUCAUCGGUUCGAAGCCGUCCGAUCAAUCGUGGAUUCCGAAAGCUUCCACUGGAAAUGAUGAGGACAAGGGGUUGGUUGGAUUACUGGAUGAGUCAAAGGAUCAAGCAGCAUCUGAGAGCAUUCCGUUGUCUCCGCAGUGGCUGUAUGCUAAGCCUAAUGAACCUAAAAUGGAAGCUCGUGGCCCAAGUUCUCUGUCUCUUGGAACCUCUGCUGAUUUGAACCAAAAGGAGGUUUGGCGCUCAGAUGCCCCUGAGGACAAAAAAGAUUGGAGAAGGAUUGCUCCUGAACCUGACAGUGGUCGCCGCUGGCGUGAGGAAGAAAGGGAAACUGGGCUGCUUGGGCGAAGGGAUCGCAGGAAGGUGGAUAGACGGGCUGACAAUGCUCCAGGCAGAGAACCUACUGAUAACAGAUCUUUGCCAGCAACUGAUAGGUGGCAUGAUGCUAAUAAUCGCAGUGCUGGCCAUGAAACAAGGCGUGAUAGCAAAUGGUCUUUAAGGUGGGGUCCUGAUGACAAAGAAAAGGAUUCUCGGGUGGAGAAAAGGACAGAUGUGGAGAAGGAAGAGUCCCAGAAUGAAAGUCAAUCCUUUGUCUCAAAUAGUCGUUUGGGUCCUGAGCGUGAAACAGAUUCUCGUGAUAAGUGGAGGCCUCGGCACAGGAUGGAGGGGAAUCCUGCUGGGUCUGGUCAGCGGUCUGCUCCUGGAUUUGGACCUGAAAGGGGAAGAGUUGAUGGUUCAAAUGUGGGCUUUACUGUGGGGCGUGGUAGAUCCUCUGCUUCCAUUGGAAGACCUUCGUCUGCUUCUCCAAUUGGUGCUGCUCAGUGUGACAAAGAUGGAAAAUUUGUUUACCCUAGAGGCAAACUACUUGAUAUAUAUCGUAAGCAAAAGCUGGAGUCAUCCCUUGAUCUCAUGCCGGCCAAUUUUGAGGAAGUACCCCCAAUAACUCAAUUAGAGACUGUAGAGCCUUUAGCUUUUGUUGCUCCGGACACUGAGCAGGAGGCUGUACUGAGUGACAUAUGGAAGGGUAAAAUAACUAGCAGUGGAGCCUCAUACAGCGCAUUUAAGAAGGGCAGAUCUGGUGAUAGUUUUUCAGAAGUGGCAGACAUUGAAUUCCCCAAUGGAAGGCAGGUUUCCUUCUCUGCUGAUGUCACUGAAGAGAUACCAGAUAACAUUGAGAAAACAUCAGCUGAUAUUCAUGAAGCUAGUGUCGACAGCAUAUUCUACAAUACUUCACUGAAAGCAGAAAAAACUGCUGAUCAUGAAGAACAAUACGAACUUUCAGAGACUAUGAAUGGAAAACAUCUGGAUAUUGGCCGUCUGCAAGCUCUAAAUAGUGCUCAGUUUGGUGAGUUGCAGCUAAAGGUUGCAGGUCCUGCUGUCAACCAGCAUCCUUUGUUUGACAGUAUCCAAUCUGCCUCGCUGUUUGAUGUAAACAAUAAACUCCGUGAUUCUGUUCAAACAUCGGAGCAGUUCUGGGAUGGCGGGAUGCACAAGACUGGGAGCAGAGCCCAUGAAUAUCAGCUGGAUAGAGGAAUCCCUCCAGAGGAAUUGAGUUUGUAUUAUCGGGAUCCUCAAGGGGAAAUACAGGGACCUUUUCUCGGGGUGGACAUUAUUUCCUGGUUUGAGCAAGGGUUUUUUGGGGCCGAUUUACCUGUUCGUUUGGAAGAUGCACCUGAUGACUCACCCUUCCUGGAACUGGGAGAUGUUAUGCCUCAUUUAAAAUUUGGACAUGAGUAUGGUAGUGGCACUGAAUUGAAUUCCAAUUUAGAAAAGUCAGCUGUAAUGGAGGGUGCAUCUGAAACAUGCUUACAAUCUGGUGUUCCAGUUCCUGAAUCUAUUUCUUCCAGUGUAGUGGAUGGAUCCAGCUGGCAGUUACAUGAGUUUGAUAAUAUCCCUGCACAUCAAGGUCAGUCAAAUGUAUCUGAGAGUCAUCGUCAUCUGUCACAACACAUGUACUCUCAGGGAAAAGAUUUCAGUGAUUUUGGUGUCCAAGAUGAAGAAAUCGUAUUUCCUGGGAGACCUGGUAGUGGUGGUGGUGCUAUAGGGAAGAUGUCAAGAGGAUAUGGGGAAUCUGCUUCAAAUAGUGGGAGUCAGUCUUAUCUUCCUAAUGAAAUGACAGAUUCCGGUAUGUCCAAUCAGAAUGACAAUAAGAUGAAUCCUUUUAGUUUGUUAUGGUCUGAGCUUGAAAGUACAUACACGAGGAGUGAACAGGCACCUCCAUUUAGCGGAGGUGUGCAGGAGAAACUUGUAAAUGCAGGACCUGGUAGGCUUUCCCCUUUUGGUGCCAUGACUAAUCCGGGUCACGCCCCAGAGGCAUGGAAUGAUGCUUAUGGCAGCAGCUCACAUUCUAAUUCCAACUUGUAUCAAGAUGUCAUGGAUGGUCGUCAUUCAUCUAGAAUGGACCAAGAUUUUAGCCAGUUUGAUUUAGCAGAGAAGCUAUUGCAGCAGCAACUUCAGCAGCAGCAUCUCCAGCCACAUGGCGUGAUGCCUUCGCAUAAUACACACUUGAAUGAUGCAAUGCUAGAAGGGGGCCCAGCUUCUAAGUUGAUGCACCACAAGCAGCUUGCUAAUCAAAUGGGGCAAGAUGUGGAACAUAUAUUGGCCCUUCAGCGGCAGCAGCAGAGGCAGCUCCAACUUCAACAACAGCAGCAGCUGCAGCAACAAGAGCAGUUUCAUCAGCAGCAAAUGUUGUUGAAAGAGCAACAGCAGUCUCAGGCAAGACAGGCUCUUCUUGAGCAGUUGCUGCAGAGUCAAAUGCGCGAGUCAGGUCGUGGGCAGUCACGGAUUGAUUCUCUUAGACCCAAUGCUGCUCUUGAACAGGCUUUGUUGAAGCAGCAAAUUCUAAAUGACCGGCAACAGCGCUCCCAAUUUCCUUCUAGGCAUCCUGAUCCAUCCAUUGAGCAGCUGAUUCAAGCAAAAUUUGGUCAACUGCCUCAUCAAGGCCAUCAAAAUGAUUUAAUGGAGCUUUUGUCACGUGGAAGGCACGGGCAGAUUCACCCCCUGGAUCAACAGAUCAUUCAGCAAGAUCAGCUACAUGGGAGGCAGUUGCCUUUGGGGUUAAGGCAGCGAUUGGAAAUGGAAGAAAGGCCAAUCAACCCUGGGUGGUCGAUUGACGAAGCUAGUCAGUUCCAUAGAAAUCCCUCUGCCUCUAAUAGAGCUAUCACUGCAGGAUUUGGCCCAUUAGACUUUUAUUCCCAACAAAUUCCACCACCCGAGGAGCAUCUCAACCUUCUUGACAGGAACCUUUCCGUACAGGAGCGACUCCAACAUGGUCUCUAUGAGCCUGGCAUGUUGCCUUUUGAGCGUUCAAUGUCAUUGCCUGUGGGUCCUGCUGGGGUGAAUCGUGAUAUUGUGAAUUCAUUGGCUCGUGCUCAAGGCAUUGAAAUGCAGGAGCAGAUUGCACGGAUGCAGUCUAGUGGUCAAGGCGGAGGAUUCUCGUCUGGCAUGUUUUCUCAGCACAUAAACCAUCCUUUACAUCCCAAUCAAUUUCAUGAUUCACGAAUGGAUGCGACUGAGGGCCAUUGGUCUGAGAAUAAUGGUCAGUUACCAAAUGACUGGAUAGAGUCUAGAGUUCAACUACACCUUCAUAAUGAAAGGCAGAGGAGAGAGUUAGAUGCCAAAAGAAAUACUGAAGACCCUAGUCUGUGGAUGUCAGCUGGAACAAAUGAUGACAGUUCAAAGCGUUUGCUUAUGGAGCUACUACAUCAGAAAACUGGUCACACAUCUAGUGAACAAUUUGAUAUGAUUAAUGGAAUACCAAAUGAGAGAAGGCCACCUUCAGGUCAUCGUUCUGGGAGCAUGUCAAACCAGUCAUUUGGCGCUCUUUCAGACCAAGAAACUGGUUUCAGCAACUCAUUCACUGUUGGGUCUUAUGGUUCUGAUUCUGGUGUGCCACCCCAGAGUAGACCAUCUGAGGGGAUAAGCAAUGUCCUGGAAAUUGGUGGAUUGGCUUAUAGAUCUAAAGGUGGAGGAAUGGUUUCUACUGCCAUUGAUGAAAACUCUCAGGGAAUGAUUUCUGAUGCUCAAGAAGGCUUAAUUGAGCAGGCUGGGUUGACAUCUGAUGACAGAGUGGAUAUGCCGGUCAAUGUCCUAAGCAGAAAUAAGUCACUUGGCUCUGCUGGUAAUGGUUUUCAGAAUAUCAAGAUUGGAUCAGAUGAUUCUGUUUCAGAGGAUGUUGCUAAGGAUAGGUUGCGAUCGUCCAGUUCAAAAGGACCAGAGAAUGUCUUGCUGAGGCGUCCACCUGUAUCACGAGCUGCAUCUUCUCAGGAAGGUUUGUCAGAGCUGAAUGUUGACACGGCCAGAGGGAAAAGUCUUUCAAGUACUGUAACUUCUGAUGGAGUGAGACGUGAGGCAGGAGCUACCGCUGUAGGAAAUGUAGAGGCAGCUAGCAGAAGAGAUGUACAGUUCCGACGAACUUCAUCCUGUAAUGAUGCAGAUGUAUUGGAAACAUCAUUCAGUGACAUGCUUAAAAGCAGUGCUAAGAAGCCAAUACCUCAAGAAACUCAUGCUUCAGCAGCAACUACAGAGCCGCUAGAUGGGGCGUCGGGGGCUCGGAACAAAAAGAAAGGCAAGAAAGGUAGACAGAUUGAUCCUGCUCUUCUUGGUUUCAAGGUCACUAGUAAUCGGAUCAUGAUGGGCGAAAUUCAGCGGAUAGAAGAUUAAAUAGAAAAAAUGUGUUGUAAUGAUCUUGUUCACAAUUGCUGUACAUGAUUAGGGUUUUGUAUAGUUUUUAUAGAGGUUAAUUCUUUAUUUUAUUUUGGGGGCAUCCUGUAGGUUGAGUGAGAAGCUCUUGGCCCUUUAGAGGCCAAUUGGAAUAGUAGAUUACUAGACAUUUUUCAGAGAAAUGACAAUAAUCUAUGGAUGUAUAAUGCAUAAACUAAUGCAGUUUUUGUCA